Sphenostylis stenocarpa is the source of this 1359-nucleotide messenger RNA. NCBI's taxonomy places the organism in Eukaryota, Viridiplantae, Streptophyta, Magnoliopsida, Fabales, Fabaceae. The record is from the annotation of a GenBank genome assembly.
AUGAAUUCCCCGGUCGUUCGAAGCGUUUCAGAAUGUUUUAUCAAGCCGUCGGGUCAAACUCAAGAAUCAGAGCAUAUCAUCAAUUUAACACCUUGGGAUAUUGCUAUGCUGUCUAUGCACUACAUCCAGAAGGGUCUACUCUUCAAGAAGCCUGCAACACUUGUUGAUCAACAAGAUUUCAUAGAGAAUCUGUUGGAGAAGCUGAAGCACUCUCUUUCUCUCACCCUCUUCCAUUUUUAUCCAUUGGUAGGCCACCUUGUCACAAACAAAGACCCUUCCUCUUACACUAUUUUCGUUGACUGCAACAACACUGAUGGAGCAAGAUUCAUCUAUGCAACUUUGGAUAUGACAAUAUCUGACAUCCUAUCUCCCGUUGAUGUCCCACCCAUUGUUCACUCAUUCUUUGACUCCCACAAAGCAGUCAACCAUGAUGGUCACACCGAGCCACUGUUGUCCAUUAAAGUUACUGAACUAUUGGAUGGUGUUUUCAUAGGUUGUUCUAUGAACCAUGGUAUUGGUGAUGGAACUUCUUAUUGGAAUUUCUUCAACACAUGGUCCGAUAUCUUUCAAGCUCAAGCCCAUGAAUACGACGUUCCCAUCUCACGCCACCCUGUUCAUAACCGGUGGUUUCCUGAUGGUUGUGGUCCAUUGAUCAAUCUUCCCUUCAAACGUCACGAAGAGUUUAUAAGCAGAUUUGAAGCACCCAAUCUGAGAGACAAAAUCUUCCGUUUUUCAGCAGCGUCUAUUGCAAAGCUGAAAGCAAGGGCUAACUCAGAGUCCAAGACCACCAAAAUCUCUUCGUUCCAAUCCUUAUCAGCUCAUGUAUGGAGAUGCAUAACACGCGCACGUCAGCUUCCACAUGAUGAGAUAACAAGUUGCAAAUUGGCCAUAAAUAAUCGAGCAAGAAUGGAGCCGCCUCUGCCGCAUGAAUACUUUGGAAACUCUGUUGAUGUGGUGAGUGCGGGGACCAAAGUAGGGGAAUUGCUGGAGAACGAUCUAGGAUGGGCUGCAUGGAAGGUGCACCUGACUGUUGCUAACCAAAACGACAGAGCAGUGCGUGACGGUGUCAAAGAGUGGUUACAGCGCCCUGUGGUGUACCAACUUGGCGUGCACUUUGAUUCGUGCAGUGUGACCGUGUCAAGUUCGCCGAGGUUCGACAUGUAUGGGAAUGAAUUUGGGAUGGGAAAAGCUGUGGCAGUUCUGAGUGGAUAUGCCAACAAAUUCGAUGGGAAUGUGACUGCAUAUCCAGGUCGUGAAGGAGGGGGAAGCAUAGAUUUGGAACUGUCCCUUCCGCCCAAUGCAAUGAGCUUGCUAGAAUCAGAUGAGGAGUUUAUGGAAGCUGUUUCUGUGUCCAUGUAA